This is a messenger RNA of Oryza brachyantha (malo sina), 2063 nucleotides long. RefSeq names its product putative serine/threonine-protein kinase. Bases 523 to 1704 code for a protein of 393 amino acids. Lineage: Eukaryota; Viridiplantae; Streptophyta; Magnoliopsida; Poales; Poaceae. The record is from RefSeq and is a predicted model, not a curated record. Gene Ontology annotation, biological process: protein phosphorylation. The transcript has 7 exons. Gene Ontology annotation, molecular function: protein kinase activity; ATP binding.
CUCAACCCGCCCGCGCAGAGGAAUUAGCGCCGCUGCUGCGCUUCCCGGGCGGUGGUUGCUGGUUGGUUCUUGGUUGGGUUACUUGCUACCAGGAGGAGAGGAGUACUUGGUUUGCGAGGGUGGGGAAGAGAGAGACGGGGCCGUGGACUUGGCGCGGGGGUUGGGUGGGUACGCGAGUCUGACCGCGUGGGCGUUGGUCACACAAGCGAGGUUCGGGAAAGCGAGACGACACAGCGCGGGCGGAGUGGAGGGCGCCGGUUUCCGCCGCGUUGCUCCUCCUCCUCCUCGUUCUUCCUCGGGUCAGGUCCACGCGGCGGCGGCGGCGGGGCAACACUGCCGCAGCACACCGUGGGGUGGGGAGGAGAGGACUGUGCGCAAAGGGGGGAGCCGAGAGCUUCCGCUGUCUGUCUGCUGCUUCCUGCCGCAACGACGUGCCCCCUUUUCUCGUCGAUCCGUCAGUGCUGAGCACGAGCUGCAACUGGCUUCACAUUGGGGUUCCAGGGCGGCCACAGGAUUUGGUGCAUGGGGGUCUCCGCCAGCUGCUUGUGGGGUGGCUCCGACUCGAGGCGAAACCAAAAUGGUUCUGCCGCGGUGACGUCUCCUCGUUCAGGUCAAGUAAUAUCAAGAGCUGGAAGUAAUGUACGUGUCUUCUCCCUAAAGGAGUUGAGGCUUGCCACUCGAAACUUUCACAUGAUGAACUGCAUUGGCCGUGGGGGUUUUGGAGCAGUGUAUAAGGGAAACCUGAAAGAUGGCUGUCAAAUUGCAAUAAAAAAAUUGUCGGCUGAAUCAAAACAAGGCACAAAUGAGUUCUUGACAGAGAUAAAUGUCAUAUCAAAUGUCAGGCACCCCAACCUCGUAAAGCUAAUUGGUUGCUGUGUUGAAGGUACUAACAGACUAUUGGUCUAUGAAUAUGCAGAGAACAAUAGCUUGGCACAUGCUUUGCUUGGACCAAAGAGUAGAUGCAUUCCAUUAAACUGGCAAAAAAGAGCAGCUAUUUGUGUUGGAACUGCUUCUGGCCUUGCAUUUCUUCAUGAGGAAGCACAGCCACGCAUUGUUCAUCGUGACAUCAAGGCCAGCAACAUUUUACUUGAUAAAAAGCUACUUCCUAAAAUUGGAGAUUUUGGACUGGCAAAGCUUUUUCCUGACACCAUUACUCACAUUAGCACACGUGUUGCUGGAACAAUGGGUUACUUAGCACCAGAAUAUGCCUUGUUGGGACAGUUAACCAAGAAAGCAGAUAUAUAUAGCUUUGGGGUCCUUGUUCUUGAAGUGAUAAGUGGUCAAAGCAGUAGUAAAUCGACUUGGGGGCAUGAUAUGCAUGUCCUUGUGGAAUGGACUUGGAAGCUUCGAGAAGAAGGAAGGCUUUUGGAAAUUGUUGAUCCAGACCUGGAAGAGUACCCAGAGGAGGAAAUUCUCCAUUUCAUCAAGGUGGCACUACUGUGCACCCAGGCCACGUCCCAGCAGAGGCCAUCAAUGAAGCAGGUGGUGGAUAUGCUAUCUAACCCAACAGAAAUCAAUCUGGAGAACUUAGUAGCACCAGGUGUGCUGAAAGAACCCCGUCAUCAUUCAAGUAGUUCAGGGGGUUUGACACUGGACACGUCCUCAAAUAGAAGCACCAAAGCCAAUCCAGCUGAGUCCUACAGCACACAGACUAGAGACAUGAACAGUUAUCAGCUGAGCACGAUUGAGGUGUCGCCUAGGUGACACGGUACACUGUCCUCUUCCAAUGCCAGAUUCAGAGGGUUCCCACACUGUCAGAUUUUGAUGUGCUGACCGCUGAGUGCUGACAGAGUUUUACUUAAAGCCCUGAUCCACAUGCGUCCGGAAUUCCGGAUUGAGGAAAUACACAGGAUGUGAUGGGCAUUUCUGUGGGUUACUGUUGUACAGAAAUUGUAGUUAUACUUUGACAAAGGAUAUCACAUGUUUAUCUACUUGUGUUGGGAUGCAUUGCCAGAGUAGUGGUGUCUUCAAACACCCCAAGAAACUUCACCGUUCAAAGACUGGUGAAAAAACAAGGGUUCAGAGUAGUCACUUGAUGACAAUAAGACGUGAAUUAGGUUUAA